Molecule: messenger RNA, 3872 nt
Organism: Gadus morhua (Atlantic cod)
Lineage: Eukaryota; Metazoa; Chordata; Actinopteri; Gadiformes; Gadidae
Product: transient receptor potential cation channel subfamily V member 1
Exons: 16
Coding region: 151-2505 (784 amino acids)
Biological process (GO): calcium ion import across plasma membrane
Cellular component (GO): plasma membrane
Molecular function (GO): calcium channel activity; protein binding
Source: RefSeq, a predicted model, not a curated record
GCACAACUCCUCCCAUGCAAUCACUCUUUACCUGCACGGCUUCGCAGAGCACCCACAACCCCGCAGACACCUUGCCCUGCCUCAGAGGUGUGCAGAGUCAAUCAAUAUUUCAAGGGAAGAAGACACUUUGAGCUUCAGAACCAACACACGAUGAGCAAGACACCGAUAGACGGAGACAGGCCCGAACCUGGGUCAGACCAAACUGUGGAACUGGAAGAUUUGGAUCCAGGGAACGACGAGCUGAGGAGUCCGAGGGGAUUGGAAUGGCUGCUCAUGAAAGACAAGCCGGUUAGAAGCCCUUCCCCCAUGGACACCACCGUGGUGGCCGUCACCAUAGGAGAGGAGUUCAGCGCGGUGGAACAUGCGUUCAGUGGAAAGUUUACCCGGAGUAAGGUGUUUGAGGCUGCUUCCAGAGGAGACCCUGGCCCCCUAAGCGGCCUGCAGGAUUUCCUGCAGCUCCACCAUCUGAAGCUCACCAGCCCAGAGUACAUAGAUGAAGGCAAUGGUAAAACAGCCCUUCUGAAAGCCCUUCUAAACCUGAAUGACGGAAAAAACGACACCAUUCAAGUCCUGCUCGACACAUCUGAGAAAAGUGGAGACCUGAAAGAAUUUGUCAACGCGGCUUACAAUGAUGAGCACUUCAAAGGCCAGACGGCCCUGCAUGUGGCCAUCGAGCGGCGGAGCUUCGAUCAGGUGAAGCUCCUGGUGGAGAAAGGAGCAGAUGUGCAGGCCAAAGCAAACGGAGCCUUCUUCCAGCUCAAUUCAAAACGGGGCUUUUAUUUUGGUGAGCUCCCCCUCUCAUUGGCAGCCUGCACCAACCAAUUAGAGGUGGUCUCCUUCCUCAUGGAGAACCAGUACAGGUGUGCUGACAGCCGGGACCACGACUCCCUGGGCAACACGGUGCUUCACGCCCUGGUGGUCAUCGCCGACAACACCGUAGAGAACACAGAGUUCAUCGUGCGGAUGUACGACGAGGUGCUCAUCCGGGACACCAGGCUGGCCCUGAAAGGAGAAGUCUCCCUGGAGGCCAUCGAGAACAAACAUGGCCUGACACCGCUGAAGCUGGCCGCCAAGAUGGGGAAGAUAGGGCUGUUCAGGUAUUUGGUGCAGCGGGAGUUCACAGACGAAGGGACCAAGGGGCUGUCCCGGAAGUUCACUGAUUGGAUCUACGGGCCCAUCCACUCCUCGCUGUACGACAUGACCUCCAUCGACACCAGCGAGGAAAACUCAGUCCUGGAGAUCAUUGUCUUUGGGAAUGCCAUCAAGAACCGUCAGGAGAUGCUGCAGGUGGAGCCUCUACACAGCCUGCUGGAGGAGAAGUGGGAAAGGUUCGCCCAAAAGUUCUUCCUGGUCAACUUCCUGGUAUAUCUGGUGUACCUGGGCGUCUUCACCACUGUCGCCUUCUACAGGAAGGAAGGGCAGGACAGACGCCGCCCCACCUCCACACAGUAUCUAAAGGAUUUAGAACAACAAUCCUGUGGAUCAAAGCCUCCGUUCCCCGUGGAGAACACCCCUCUGGACUGGUUUCGCUGUAUCGGGGAGCUGGUCAGUGUGCUGGGGGCAGUCUACUUCUUCAUCAAAGCGAUAGUUGAUUUCAAGAGGAAACCACCACGCAUCAAAUCCAUGUACAUCGAUGGAUUCAAUGAAAUAUCCUUCUUCCUGCAGGCCUCACUUCUCCUAGUGUGCACCGUCUUGUAUGCGUUCGGGUGGAGGGCGUAUGUGGGCCCCUUGGUACUGUCUUUGGCCCUGGCCUGGAUCAACCUCCUCUACUUCACUCGGGGCUCAAAGCGCAUGGGCAUGUACAACGUCAUGAUACAACGGAUCAUAUUAAGCGAUAUAAUUUGCUUUCUAUUUGUCUAUGUGGUCUUUCUCUUUGGAUUUUCUGCCGCGGUGGUGGCCCUCAUAGAGGAGAACCCCCCCGAUCACGCGCAGAGCCGUUCCCGGGCGUUCGUGUGCCGAAAACCGACGUACAACAACAUCCGCUUCACGGCACUGGAGCUGUUCAAGUUCACCAUCGGCAUGGGAGACCUGGAGUUCACGGACAACGUGCAGUACAUCGAGGUGUUCUACAUCCUGCUCAUCAGCUACAUCGUGCUCACCUACAUCCUGCUGCUCAACAUGCUCAUCGCCCUGAUGAGUGACACCGUGGAGAGGGUGUCCCGGGAGAGCGAGAGCAUCUGGAGACUGCAGAGGUCUCUGACCAUCCUGGACCUGGAGAGAGCACUGCCCCGUUGCCUGAGGGACAGGCUGCAAUCCGGCAUGAUGAAGACCCUGUGUUUGCCCACCGGAAAUCGGACAUGCUUCAGGGUGGAGGAGGUAAACUGGAAAAAAUGGCGGUCGAAUCUGGGCAUCUUGAAGGAGGAAGAGCCAGAGCUGGAGAUGGAACCAGAUAUCUUGAUGAUCAGCCCCCGACAAAAACGGCGUAUAUGGAACAUGGGUCCACUCUUCUCCAUGGCUCGUGGCAGAAGAUCUGGAAGAUCUGAUCCCCAACACACCGUCAUCUGACCUCCUCUACCGUCAACUGUGCAGAAGCUCCUUGAUCUUCAGCACAGUUUCUCUCAAAACUGGGUCCUGACAGUGAACCUGAGUAAAACCAAAACAAGGAUACUUGAAAAAAGUCCCAGCCUCCACCAAAUAGACAUGCCACGGGACACUGUUACUCUGAGGCGAACAAAAAACUAUACCUACCUCGGCAUCAACAUGAACACCACAGGAUAUUUCAAUAAAGCUGUGAAUGACCUGAAAGACAAGGCAAGGAGGGACUUUUAUGCCAUAAAAAGAAACAUCAAACUAGUCACCCGAAUAAGAUCUGGCUCAAAAUAUUUGAUGCAGUUAUAGCGCCCAAUGCAUUCUAUGGGUGACACCCUCUAUGCAGAAUUCUGCAAGUCUAUCCUAAGAGUCCAAAGAGGAGGUGAACUGGGAAAAAUGGUCGGCGAAUUUCGGCAUCUUGAAGGAGGAAGAGCCAGAGCUGGAGGGGGAACCGGAUCCCUUGUUGAUCACUGCCCAACUAAAACUUAUGAAUUCAUUAACACAUCUGUGCUUUGAGCAAUUGACACAAGAAAUAACUUGUUGGCCGUGUUCUUCUUCCAGGACUUUUUUGGAAUAUAAGCCCACUUUUCGACAAGGUUACUUCCAGAAAAUAUGGAAGAUCUGAGGCCCAAUAUACCGUCAUUUGACCUCCUCAACCUCCUACUGUCUGCUCCUGAAACACCUCAAAGGCUGUUCUUUAACUUACUCAUCAUCCUUAACUUAACACCUGCCCUAGCUUAGCUCAUUACCUUUUACCUAACAUCUUACUGUCUCGCCCUGAACUCUCCAUUUCCUUAACUAAACAUCUCGCAGCCUGUCCCUUUCACUCUGGGACUGGGAGGUGGGACAAUUAGGUCCUUUUGGAAACCUUUCGGAACCUAGGUUGUUAGAAAUAGUUAGAAAUAGUUAGAAAAUAAAUAAAACCAUGGUCUGAAUGGAGGACAUUAUAAUGAAAUGGAAGGUUAUAUAGGUUUGGAUUGGAGAAAAUAUAAAAUCCUACCUUUCCAAGUAGUAGCACACGUUUUUGCAAACAUGUGUAAACUUAAAUGGAAUCAAUGAGCAAGACUCUCUUUUAAAGCAUUUUGAUCAUGAUUUAUCAAAUGAUUGUGAGUUCUUCCUGAUUCAAUAUUGAUUUGAAAUGCAUAAGUUGUCUCCUCUUUUUUUAUUUGAAAACUGCAUUACUUUCUACUACUCAAUGCCAAACAAAAAAGCAUUAAUUUUAUGAGACUGUUUUAUUUAGCUUGUUUUUAAGAUGUCAGCUAUUUGUAUCUAAAUUUAUGUCAAUCAAUUUAUGCUGGUUGUGUUCACUUUUUGCCUAAAGUGAAUGAAUAUUGUUGAAAUCA